AUGGGUCGGUUCGGAGGCCGAGGAGGCCGCGGCGGGGGUCGCGGCGGUCGAGGAGGCCGCGGCGGCGGCGGUCGAGGAGGUCGCGGCGUCCCGUUCAAGCCCGGCCCCAAGCUCGGCCGCGCCGUCGAGGAUGAACUCGCCGCGAGGGACGAGGACGACGACGCGGACGAUCGCCGCAGCGGCUGGGACGAGAUGGGCGGAGCGCCGAGGCGAAAGAAGUCGGUGCUAGACCGCAAGACGAUGCGCAAGCGGGCCAAGGAGGACAAGGCGGCGCAGCGUCGGGCGUGGGCCACGAGGCAUCAGAAGAAGGAACCGGGACCCGGCGAUGGGAGCGGCGGCGGCGGCGGCGGAGACGCAUCGGGCGGAGACGCGGGCAAGAGAGGCGCGUCGAAGAAGCGACGCGGCGGCGGCGCCGACGAGGAAGAGGACGACCCGCGAUACGUCAAAGAGCGCGGCGGUGGGGCCAAAAGACGCCGGCGCGACGACGACGACGACGACGAUGACGACGACGCGCGAAAGGGACGCGCGAGCGAGAAGAAGAAUCCGAACAAGCCCGUGACGCUCACCGCCGAGCAGCGCAUGGGCCGCUCCGCGUACGAGGCCUACAAGCGCGACGAGGCCGAGCAGCGACGUUUGAUGAAGAAACUCAAGGGAAGGAAGGGUCAGGAGGACGACGGCAUGGGGUUCUUCUUCGACUCACUCCCGGGCAUGGAGAUACUCGAGCGUGGGGACGAGGACCGGGCAAGAAAGGAGUCGCUCUCCGCCGAGACCAAGAAGGCGGCCGCAUCCUUCGGCGACAAGCUGGCGAAGCUUCGAAGGCGCGACGCCAUGGAAAGCGACGACGACGACGACGACGAUGACGACAUAGACGGACUGGACGACGACGACGAUGACGGAUCGGACGACGACGCGGCUGCCGAGCCCCGGGGGCGGAGCGAGAAAAACACAGCUGGCGACGGAGGCGUCGUGAACUUUGACGAACUCGACGACGCGCUGGAGGCGGCCUUCGCAGACGACAGCGACGAGGACGACGACGAUGAGGAGGAUGACGACGACGCCCACGACGAUGCCGACGAGGACGACGACGAGGACGACGAAGGCGAGGAGGAGGAAGCCGAGGAGGAGGAAGCCGAGCCCAAAGCCGCCCCGAUAAGUACGCCCUCCGGUAAGUACGUCCCCCCCGCGCAGCGCGCCGCCGCCGCCGCCGCCGCCGCCAGGGCGGGCGGCAAAUCCGAAUCCGAGGCAAAGGCGGCGGCGGCGCUGGAAGACGCGACUCGGCAGGUCAGGGGCCUCAUGAACCGCAUGGGCGAGUCCAACGUGGCAAACAUCGCUCGCGAAAUCGCGGGCAUCGCGCGCGACGUCCCCAGGCGCGCCGUCGGCGACGCGUGCACCGCGGAGAUACUCAAGGCGCUCGUCGACGGCCCGAGGGCGUCGGAGCAGUACGCCGCCGCGCUCGCCGCGUUCGUCGCCGGCGUGAGCGGUGAGCUCGGCCCGGAGCUCGCGGCUCGGUUCGGGCGAGAGACGCUCAAAGCGCUCGACAUCGCUCGCCAAGCCGGCAACGCCAAGGCGGCGUCCAACCUCUGCGCCGUGUUCGCGCGCCUGCACACGUGCGGGCUGUACCCCGGUCGCGUCGUCUACGGGCUGCUGACGCGGUUGGUGGAAACGCUGGACGAGCUCGACGCCGCGCUGAUGCUGUCGCUGCUUCGCUGCGCGGGUCCGAGGUUGAGAUCGGAGGACCCGGCGGGGAUGCGGGAUUUCAUCGCGAGCCUCCAGACGCGCGUCGCGGAGCUCCGGGAGAAGAACAAAGAAGGCGACGACGGGGUUCGAUCCGGCGACCAAGGAGGCCAAGGCGGCGGGCUCACGAAACGUGCCAGGCUCAUGCUCGACAUGGUGGUGGACCUCAAGAACAAUAAACGCGUCGCGGGCGCGGGCGCCGGGGGCGCGGGCGGCUCCGAGGGCGGCGAUCAGUGGGGCUUCCCCGCGGCGCUCGCCAAGUGGCUCCGCGCGUCGCACGCCGUCGGCGACGCCGCGGUGGCGCUGAGGGCGCUGACGCACGAGCGGUUGGUGGACGAGGGUGCGUGGAAUCGCGGUCAGUGGUGGCUUCCGGAUGCGACGGGAACGGAGGCGUGGUUCGCCGCGAGAGCCGCGCAGGACAGGUCGGAUUCCGCGGCUAGGAACGCGGCGGCUUCCACGCACGACGAGGGCGCCGAGCUCCUCGCGAAGGCUAAGGGUUUGCGGAUGAACACCGAGGCGAGACGUGCCAUCUUCUGCGUCAUCAUGGGCGCCGAGGAUUUCGCGGAUGCGCUCGACAGGCUGCUCGGUUUGCCCCUCGCGGAUAAGCAAGAACGCGAGAUUCCCCGGGUGCUCAUAGAGUGCUGUCUGCAAGAGAAGGCGUACAACCCGUACUACGAGACGCUCGCGACGAGGCUGUGCGAGCGCGUGAAGAGUCACCGGCUCACCUUACAGCUGUGCGUGUGGGAUCAGAUUCGGGAGAUCGCGCCGACGCGUCGCAACCUCGACGGCUUCGAUCGGGACUACACGGCUGGCGGCGCCGACUCGUCAAAACCCAAGGUUUCCGUUCGUCGAAUCGCCAACCUGGCGCGGUUCACCGCGGGUCUGCUCGUCUCCGGCGCGCUCGCCCCGACCGCGCUCAAGGUGAUCGAUUUCGGCGGAGGCCUCGACAGCGACGAACGCGCGCGGCUCCACCACCGGCUGCUGCUUCAGGCGCUGCUCUCGUUUCCCGUCGCCAAGCGAGGCGAGGUGCACACCGUGUUUCAGGGCAUCGCGCGGGGCGGGUCCGGACGGGCGUCGCGCGGGGAGAUGGGCGCGCUGCGCGCCAGUUUGGGUCAGGCGCUCGGCUCGGUAGAGCUCCUGGAGGGGCUUCCGAAGGGCGACGGGGCUGUUCCCGGGACGGUCAAGUACGUGAAGAAAGCGGCGAGGGAGGCUUCAAAUAUCCUGCAGGGCAUGCUGGCGUAA
Molecule: messenger RNA, 2976 nt
Organism: Micromonas commoda
Lineage: Eukaryota; Viridiplantae; Chlorophyta; Mamiellophyceae; Mamiellales; Mamiellaceae
Exons: 2
Coding region: 1-2976 (991 amino acids)
Biological process (GO): ribosomal small subunit biogenesis
Cellular component (GO): nucleolus
Molecular function (GO): protein binding; RNA binding
Source: RefSeq, a predicted model, not a curated record